GCUCCUCCGGGUUAGGAGCGGGACUUCGCCUCUCGCACUGGUCCUCAUUUCAUCUCCAGCUUCAACGACUCUCCCACGAAUAUUGUCCCCCUCCGGAGGCUUGGACCAACCGCUUUCCCGUCUAGUGUUUUCUGGGUUCUGCCCCCAGCAGAUCUGAUUCCUGCCCUGUAGCUUUCUGAAAGAUUAAUGUUGAGCAUCAUUAGUGAAACUCAGCUGCCGCCUCUGUACACAACAGCAAAGGCUUUGGAGAGCUUUUUCAGUUAAGACAAUAAUGACUUUCUUGGACUAUAAUCCCAGUGGAUCCUGUUUUCUGUGUAGCCUGGAUGAAUACCUAACUACCAUUGGUAGUUCUUCAGAGACCUUAUAAAAACUACUCUACAUCAAAAAACUGAGUGCCUCUGGGUUGUUGAAGAGGGCCUUAAGAAUUGGGAUAUCAAUUCACCUGGAAGAUUCAACCACUGCUACUCGGAGCUGCUGCUGAAAUACCAUGUCUAAGAACUCAGAGUUCAUCAAUCUAUCAUUUUUAUUAGACCAUGAAAAGGAAAUUAUUUUGGGAGUCUUAAAGAGAGAUGAAUAUUUGAAAAAAGUGGAGGACAAGAGAAUAAGGAAACUGAAAAAUGAACUCUUAGAAGCAAAACGUAGAAGUGGGAAGACUCAACAAGAGACCAGCAGAGUCUGUGUCCACUGUCAGAGAAACCUGGGCUUAAUAUUUGACCGGGGAGAUCCAUGCCAGGCCUGCUCAUUGAGAGUGUGCAGCGAAUGUCGCGUUUCGGGAUAUGAUGGCAGCUGGAAGUGCACUGUCUGUGCCAAAGUCGCGCAGCUAAGGAUUGUAACUGGUGAAUGGUUUUUUAAAGAAAAGGCAAAGCGUUUCAAGCAAGCCAAUGUUCUAGGCACCGAUGUUGUCCGACAGUCCAUCUUAAGAAGAAAUCCAGGAGCUGAAGAAAUACAAAACCAAGAACAAACCCGCCAGGACACAGAGAAGUCAAACACUUCACCUUUUGCUGGGCAGAAGGCCAGCCAUGAUGGGCCCAGGAGAAAGGGAUUUCUUCUUAGCAAGUUCAGAUCAGCAACCAGAGGAGAAAUCAUCAUAACUCCCAAAACUGAAAGUGGGAGGAGCUAUAGCAUGGACUUAGACAGCCAACAUUUUCGGAGUUUAAAGUCAGCCCCCAGUUCAGACAGGGGAAGCACUGGUUCAUCAGAUCUUAAUGACCAGGAAGCUGGUCCUGGUAUCCCAAAGAGCAGCCAGACCAAUGGUAUGACCCCAGUCGCUCAGAAGUCACCAGCCUCAAGCACACGCAGUGUGACCUCAGUCAGUAAUAGAAAGGAACACGGUUUUAAAAAUUCCAUGGAUUUGAUUGCCUUUGAAAGAACCUCAGAGGACCUUAUAAAGAAUCAUCGCAGAAAAACUUCUGUUACACCUUCCAUAGCAGUGUCUGGGGCCUCCUUCUCCUCAGACCGGACUCAAUCUGAGUUAGAUUUGAGUGGGUCAUUUACAGAAGACUCAGAGGAUACUGUAAAUAUAAGAAGCAAGUCUGUCCCUGGGGCUUUAGACAAAGACUUGGACUCCUUGGAAGAGACUGAAGAAGGCAUUGAUGACUUAGUGUCCUCCCAGUUUUCUGCAAAUACCCAGGGUCUAGCAAGUGGCCUGUCAACUAAUUCUCAAGCAGGCUCCAACAGGAAGUGGACCUACCUAAAUGUGCCUGAUGCUGACUCAGACACUACUAGCCUUAACAGCAUGAUGAGCGUUUACAGUGAAACAGGAGACUAUGGCAACGUGAAGGUCAGUGGUGAAAUCCUUCUCCACAUCAGCUACUGCUACAAAACUGGCGGGCUCUACAUUUUUGUCAAGAAUUGCAGAAAUCUGGCCAUAGGAGAUGAAAAGAAACAGAGGACAGAUGCUUAUGUCAAGUCAUACCUUCUCCCUGACAAAUCUAGAAACAGUAAGCGCAAGACCAAAAUCAGAACAGGCACCAAUCCAGAAUUCAAUGAAACACUAAAGUAUACCAUCAGCCAUACCCAGCUCGAAACAAGAACUCUGCAGCUCUCAGUCUGGCAUUAUGAUCGAUUUGGACGUAAUAGCUUCCUUGGGGAGGUGGAGAUUCCUUUUGACUCAUGGAACUUUGAAAAUCCAAGUGAUGAGUGGUUUGUGCUUCAGCCCAAGGUGGAACUUUCUGCUGACAUUGGCCUUCAGUACAAAGGAGAGCUGACAGUUAUUUUACGUUAUAUUCUCCCAGAGGAGAACCUGAUGCUUCCACUAGGACAACUUCAAGGAAAGAAGACCAUUAAAAGAGGAAAGAAGGAGUCGCCUCUAAUUUCUGGAGGAAUACUAGAAGUAUUCAUCAAAGAGGCAAAGAAUUUGACAGCAGUGAAGUCAGGAGGCACUUCUGAUAGCUUUGUGAAGGGGUGUGAGCCAUGGGAAGAAUGUGGAUUGGAUGGACUCUCAGGGAGAAGAGCAACGCCUUUGGCAGAAGAUGGCCGACAAUCCUGGGACUCCCAUAGAGGGUAUACUCAUGCUUCGUUCCAGCAUGGGGAAGCGUCGGCUCUGAAGGUACCAUUCUUCAAAAUGAGGCCUCCAAGGACCAUCUGGCUGCCAUUUCCUACUAGUAGCAGGCAUAGGAUCUGGGAUUUCUCUUCCCUGUCAUUUCUCACUUGAGGGUAUUGGGACAUGAGGAGAGAGAUAUCAGUGUGAUGAACAUUGACGAGUGUCUAAAAAAGCACGUACUUCUAUAUGCCCGUGGGCCAGGGCCUUCGAGAUUGGAUGAUAGAAAGUGUACUACACUGUCCUGCCAAAAAAACAAGCUGUGCAAUUAUUCAUAGGCUUUAUACUAUAUGAGAGAAGGCACAAGCUUAUUUGACACUAUAGUUGAGAUUGGGAGUCCUCAAACUUUUGCUAGUUAUGAGUUACUUUAGGUUUCCUCAAAUGGUUUGAGGGAAAGGGGGGCCACUCAGGAUAUAGAGCACUUUAAGAGUAACUAGAAGGGAUUGGAUACCUUUUUCUCACCCUGGGAAUCCCCACAAUCUGAAAAAGGCAUUGUAGGAAUGGUUGUUGGAGCAAGGAGGUGGCCCUGUUAUUAUAGCAAUCUUGUGGCUUAACCAGGUAAAUUUCCAAGAUGAAAUGACAAUUUUUUUUUCCUGUGGUGACUAUAUAAUUUAUAAUCUAAAUCAGCCCACUUUUCAGAGCGAAGGGAGCCAAAUCAUCAUACCAGAACAAUAGAUGUAAACCAGGAUUAAUCUGGGGAAAUCGGGAUAUCGGGUCACCUGGUUAUGACCUAGCUGUUAUGUCUGUUGUAAACAUGUAUUUUAUAAAAUAUUCUAAGCCAUUAACUAAGAGGGAGUAAGAAAUAAUGUACAUUUUGAGCCCUGCUUGUGUCAUGUCUACUGAUACUCCAUUGGUCAAAAGAAGUUACAUGGCCAAGCCCAAAAUCAAGAGGCAGGGACAUAUACUCUGCUACAGUGAAACCAAUGCAAGAGUGAGAUUACAGGAAAGGAUGAAGAAUCAUGGCCAAUGGUUCAAUCUACCAAUUCCAUCUGUCACUUGGAAUUCCAGAUGCUUUAGCCACCAAAUUUAGAUGUGAAGGUAGUUAAAGCUGAAGGGGGCCUCAAAUCUGAUUCCUUAUUUUGCAUAUUCCAGAUCUGAACCCAGAGAGCUGAAAUGACUUGCCCAAGAUCUUAUAUAAGCUGUGACUAUAUCUGGACUUAAAUCUAAGGUGUGAUGCCUAGGCUAGUGUUCUUUCCACUGUACUCCUUGACGUGAUCCUAUGUUUAUCAGGGUGGACAGGAGGACAUAUAUAAAGGAAGGCAGAGCAGAGUCUGAUUAUUUAAGUAUGAACAUACCUGACCUAGUCUUCUUUUGGAGUCAUCUUGUAGCCCCUCAGUUCAUUUUUUUCACUUGAAUUCAUAUAAAAUCCUUAAAAGGAUAGGAACGAUUUUAGUAGCGGGAAAGUUAGAAUCAUCUUCAGGUGUAUUCUAACUUAUUGUUUCAUAUUUUCAAUUUCUUCUCGAAUUUUGAGUAUAUAUUUAAGAGUAUAUUUAGCAUUACUCUUAGUAAGAGAAUAAGCAAUCCAUUUUCAAUAUUAUAAAAAAAAAUAGGCUACCUAAUUCUAGAAAAUUGAAAUUGGUGGUCUAGUGUAGCUUAAAAAAAAAACAACUCACACCCAUAUUCAUACAUUGCUCUUCUUAAAAACAUAAAACAAAAUAUGUAAGAUCAUCACUACUUUCUAUUUUGGAAAAAUAAAUUGUCUUCAGACCUGAUGAUGUGCCUCAUCCUAUCUUCAAUGACAUUUUCAGGGUAGGUGAGAGGGGUGAUGGUGAAGUCUGGGGACAUCUCUAAAGUAGACAGAAUGAAAUGGAUUUAUUCACUAAUAACAAAAGUAGCAUAGAAAUAAAUAUCAAAAUUUACAACUUGAACUCACGACGAACAUGAACUUUAUGUGUUCAGAUCUUUGCCACAUUUAGAGCAAUUCUCUGUAUCAUGGUUUCAUAAAAUCCAACAUCUGAUAACUGGUUAUUUCCAUGAUGCAAAACCCAGGUAUGCAGAAGU
Messenger RNA from Pteropus alecto (black flying fox), 4540 nucleotides. It is a transcript of the gene SYTL5, whose product is annotated as synaptotagmin like 5. Gene Ontology annotation, molecular function: phospholipid binding; small GTPase binding; neurexin family protein binding. Gene Ontology annotation, cellular component: exocytic vesicle; plasma membrane. NCBI's taxonomy places the organism in Eukaryota, Metazoa, Chordata, Mammalia, Chiroptera, Pteropodidae. Bases 488 to 2653 code for a protein of 721 amino acids. Gene Ontology annotation, biological process: intracellular protein transport; exocytosis. The transcript is spliced from 17 exons. The record is from RefSeq and is a predicted model, not a curated record.